Phyllostomus hastatus (greater spear-nosed bat) is the source of this 4951-nucleotide messenger RNA. RefSeq names its product solute carrier family 12 member 7 (gene SLC12A7). Gene Ontology annotation, cellular component: membrane. Gene Ontology annotation, biological process: chemical synaptic transmission; cell volume homeostasis; chloride transmembrane transport. Bases 92 to 3361 code for a protein of 1089 amino acids. The transcript has 25 exons. The record is from RefSeq and is a predicted model, not a curated record. Gene Ontology annotation, molecular function: potassium:chloride symporter activity. NCBI's taxonomy places the organism in Eukaryota, Metazoa, Chordata, Mammalia, Chiroptera, Phyllostomidae.
UCAAGUCCCGCGGCGCGUCGGCGGGAGCGGGCGGAGCGGAGGGUGGCUGGGACUCGUGGUGUGGCCUUAAGCGCGCAGUGACCGGAGUACCAUGCCCACCAACUUCACCGUAGUGCCCGUGGAGGCGCGGGCGGACGGCGACCAGGACGAGGCGGCAGAGCUGAGUGAGGCGCCGGGCGCUCCCGAGGGCCACGAGCCCGGUAGCCCGAGCCCGGCAGGAGAUGGACACUCGAGAGAGAACAGCCCCAUCGUUAACAAUGGCGACAUGGAGAGAGAGAGUUUCUUCGAAGGAAAGAACAUGGCACUUUUUGAGGAGGAGAUGGACAGUAACCCCAUGGUGUCCUCACUCCUCAACAAGCUGGCCAACUACACCAACCUGAGCCAGGGCGUGGUGGAGCAUGAGGAGGAUGAAGAGAGCCGGAGGCGUGAGGUCAAGAGCCCGGGCAUGGGCACCUUCAUCGGCGUCUACCUGCCCUGCCUGCAGAAUAUCCUCGGCGUGAUCCUCUUCCUGCGCCUGACGUGGAUCGUGGGCGUGGCUGGCGUCCUGGAGUCCUUCCUCAUCGUGUUCAUGUGUUGCACCUGUACGAUGCUGACUGCCAUCUCGAUGAGUGCGAUUGCCACCAAUGGCGUGGUCCCAGCUGGUGGCUCGUAUUACAUGAUAUCGAGGUCCCUAGGGCCAGAGUUUGGAGGGGCUGUGGGCCUCUGCUUCUAUCUGGGAACAACCUUUGCAGGGGCCAUGUAUAUUCUGGGGACCAUUGAGAUUUUUCUGACCUACAUCUCCCCUGGUGCAGCCAUCAUCCACCCCAAGUCGGAGGGUGAUGAGGCCAUGGCCCUGCUGAACAACAUGCGAGUGUAUGGGACAUGCACCCUGGUCCUCAUGGCCAUGGUGGUCUUCGUGGGUGUCAAGUAUGUCAACAAGCUGGCCCUGGUGUUCCUGGCCUGCGUGGUGCUGUCCAUCCUUGCCAUCUACGCUGGCGUCAUCAAGUCUGCCUUUGACCCGCCAGACAUCCCGGUCUGCCUGCUGGGGAACCGCACGUUAUCGAGACGCAGCUUUGACGUCUGUGCCAAAGUCCACACCACCAACAAUGGCACGGGGACCACCACGCUCUGGGGCCUCUUCUGCAACGGCUCCUCGCCCAGCGCCUCCUGCGACGAGUACUUUGCCCAGAACAACCUCACAGAGAUUCAGGGCAUCCCCGGCGUGGCCAGCGGCGUCCUCCUGGACAACCUGUGGAGUGCAUACGCGGACAAAGGGGUGUUUGUGGAGAAGAAGGGCACGCCCUCAGUGCCCGUGGCGGAGGAGAGCAGGUCCAGCGGCCUGCCCUACGUCCUCACCGACAUCGUGACCUACUUCACCAUGCUGGUCGGCAUCUACUUCCCCUCCGUGACGGGCAUCAUGGCAGGCUCGAACCGGUCUGGGGACCUCAGGGAUGCCCAGAAGUCGAUCCCCACAGGGACCAUCCUGGCCAUUGUGACCACAUCUUUCAUUUACCUGUCCUGCAUCGUGCUCUUUGGGGCCUGCAUCGAAGGCGUGAUCUUACGAGAUAAGUUUGGGGAGGCCCUGCAGGGGAACCUGGUCAUCGGCAUGCUGGCCUGGCCGUCCCCCUGGGUUAUCGUCAUUGGCUCCUUCUUCUCCACCUGCGGCGCCGGCCUGCAGAGCCUGACGGGGGCACCGCGCCUGCUGCAGGCCAUCGCCCGAGACGGCAUCAUCCCCUUCCUCCAGGUGUUUGGCCACGGGAAGGCCAACGGGGAGCCCACGUGGGCCCUGCUGCUCACCGCCUUCAUCUGUGAGACCGGCAUCCUCAUCGCUUCCCUGGACAGUGUGGCACCCAUCCUCUCCAUGUUCUUCCUCAUGUGCUACAUGUUUGUGAACCUGGCCUGCGCCGUGCAGACCCUGCUGCGCACCCCCAACUGGCGCCCGCGCUUCAGAUACUACCACUGGACACUGUCCUUCCUGGGCAUGAGCCUGUGCCUGGCGCUGAUGUUCAUCUGCUCCUGGUACUACGCCCUGUUCGCCAUGCUCAUCGCCGGCUGCAUCUACAAGUACAUCGAGUACCGUGGGGCCGAGAAGGAAUGGGGCGAUGGCAUCAGGGGGCUGUCGCUGAACGCUGCCCGCUACGCCCUGCUGCGCGUAGAACAUGGCCCGCCCCACACCAAGAACUGGAGGCCCCAGGUGCUGGUGAUGUUGAACCUGGAUUCGGAGCAGUGUGUGAAGCACCCCCGCCUGCUGUCCUUCACUACACAGCUCAAGGCUGGCAAGGGCCUGACCAUCGUGGGCUCUGUGCUGGAGGGGACCUACCUGGACAAGCACACGGAGGCCCAGCUGGCUGAGGAGAACAUCCGGUCCCUGAUGAGUGCCGAGAAGACCAAAGGCUUCUGCCAGCUGGUGGUGUCCUCCAACCUGCGGGAUGGCAUGUCCCACCUGAUCCAGUCGGCCGGCCUGGGGGGCAUGAAGCACAACACGGUGCUCAUGGCCUGGCCCGAGUCCUGGAAGGAAGAGGACAACCCCUUCUCCUGGAAGAACUUCGUUGACACUGUGCGCGAUACCACGGCGGCCCAGCAGGCCCUGCUGGUGGCCAAGAACGUGGACCUGUUCCCACAAAACCAGGAACGCUUCAGUGACGGCCACAUCGACGUGUGGUGGAUCGUGCACGAUGGUGGCCUGCUGAUGCUGCUGCCUUUCCUGCUGCGGCAGCACAAGGUGUGGAGGAAGUGCCGCAUGCGCAUCUUCACGGUGGCCCAGGUGGAUGACAACAGCAUCCAGAUGAAGAAGGACCUGCAGACGUUCCUGUACCACCUCAGGAUCAGCGCGGAGGUGGAGGUGGUGGAGAUGGUGGAGAACGACAUCUCCGCAUUCACCUAUGAGAAGACGCUGGUCAUGGAGCAGAGGAGCCAGAUGCUGAAGCAGAUGCAGCUGUCCAAGACGGAGCGGGAGAGGGAGGCCCAGCUAAUUCACGACAGGAACACUGCCUCCCACUCUGCGGUGGCUGCCAGGUCUCAAGCCCCGCCCACACCGGACAAGGUGCAGAUGACCUGGACAAAGGAGAAGCUGAUUGCCGAGAAGUAUAAGAACAAAGAUAACACUGUGUCCGGGUUCAAAGACCUCUUUAGCCUGAAGCCAGAAUGGGGAAACCUGAACCAGUCCAACGUCAGGAGGAUGCACACGGCGGUGAAGCUCAACGGUGUCGUCCUGAAUAAGUCCCAGGAUGCCCAGCUGGUCCUGCUGAACAUGCCAGGGCCCCCCAGAAACCGGCAGGGGGACGAGAACUAUAUGGAGUUCCUUGAGGUCCUGACUGAGGGGCUAAACAGGGUCCUGCUGGUCAGGGGCAGUGGCCGAGAGGUGAUCACCAUCUACUCCUAACAUCUGGCCGCUCUGGAAGCACGCUGGGCAGACCUGGGGAUGGUGCUGCACACACAGGCCAGUGGCCUGAUUUGCCAGCGUGGCUUCCUACGGAAGUUUCUAGAACACCACUGGGCUCUCCUGUCUAGGCUGAGAACCAGCGCAUGACUGAAAGGUCUCCUCGAGUCGAGGAGAUGACACACCCUCGGUGUUCUGUGUGCUCCCGAGGGAGGCUUCUAGUGCCCGGGGUACAGCUGUCCCUCCCGUGGGGCCAUGUGCUCUGCCUCCGGAUUCUGGAAUUAAUUCCCCUUGGCUGCGCCUGCUGGGUCUGUUGUGGCGGUCGCAUUGUAGUUCUUCCCCACCCAGGACAUUCACAAGAAGCCACAUGCGGACUGAGGUUGGCCUUUGGGCCAUUAGGAUCCAUUUAUAAUGGUGAAAGGUCAGCCUGUGGCUAAGAGCUCAGUACAUGUUCAUUAGUCCCUGAUCUCUCUGUCCUUUGAAUAUCCUUGUUUAUGCUUCCGUACAGGCAGGGAGGCCAGCUGACCACUCCCACUUCCCCGGGCUCAGCCAGUUGGCCUCAGUCAGGUACCCGCCUUGUUGGGGACAACUGGUAAGGGAACCUAGUCGUUGGGGAGCACAGAGUGGCCAUCCAGCUGGGUUUGUGCUCCAGGAAGCUCUUGAGGGAAAGAAACCCCAGUGGAGGAGCCCCCUGAGCCCAGGUGUGUCUGGGGACUCCAGGCUUUCAUAAGUGCUGGUGGGCCCAGCCCAGCGGGCACCUCGUUUCUGAGACGCAGAAACGGUGAAUGCCGAGAGCUCACACCUUCGGGCCCACAGGCACACCACACAGUUCAGCUUCUGACGUGCACUCGCUCCUUGCACCUCCACGUCCACACCUCACACCCUGGGGCGGGGCGCCGAGGAAGCCUGUGCCCCUGCCCUGCACGGAGGGGAUGGCGACAGCCCCUUCCAGUGAUCUGUAGACUUUGCACUUUACCUUGUGGUCUUUCUGCUUGGGGUCACGAUCAUGCUCACGGUAGUAGAUGCUGCAGUAGCUUCUGCCUCACUUACUGUGUGGCUUAUUUAUUUGUUCCAACACCCGGGCAUUUCAAUGCCAAUCGUCCACAAAGAGAUUGUGUCUGUGAAACAGGCCCAAAGGACCAGGCCCUCAGCUUUCUCACGCUUCCAUUCGCUCCCAAGGGAAUUGGCCCGGGCUGCGGAUUUCGUGCUAGGGUGAAGGCUAAGCAUGCAUUUCCAGACAUUUCUGAGGAGCCAUCAGGCAGCCGAGAGGGCCUGCAUCGCCAUCAGAAGGACCACUGGCCAGAGCAUGUGCCAAAUAGCCACAGCCGGGCUGGGGGUGGAGUGUGCAGACUUCUGCCGACCCUGGUUCAGCACUGAGUUGAGAGAGACCCGCCUCACUCCUGGCUGCGUGGUGAGGAUCCGAGUGUCUGCCCCGCCUCCCGUUUGCAGUCUCUGAGCACCUCAUAGCCUCUCCGCACUGAGCUUUAUGUAUCUUUAACGGCAGUCAGUACAAGUGGAUACUGUUUUCCUUUUAUAGGUUCCUUGUCUUUGUAUGAUUUUUGUUAGAAGAAUAAUAAAAUUCAAUGAAAUCUA